AUGUGGUUUCACAAAGAGAAGCUUCUUUCCUCACAUCCUAUUUCAAAGCACCAGCUUGACUGCGCAAAAAUCCUCACCUCCAAGCUUUUUAACCCAGACUUCAGAAGCCAGGAUGCAGAGGAUGCUGUUUAUGGACGUGAUGGUUACGACUAUGAUGGCUACCGUCUGCGUGUUGAAUUCCCUCGAAGGGGAGGUGGUGGCAGAGCUUUAGGAGCCCCAAGGGGACGGUAUGGUCCCCUGUCACGGCGCUCCGAGUACAGGGUUAUAGUCUCAGGUAGGCGCGCCUUCCCCCCCAGCAGGAGUUGGCAGGACCUGAAGGAUCACAUGCGGGAGGCAGGUGAUGUAUGUUAUGCUGACGUGUACCGUGAUGGCACUGGCGUGGUGGAGUUUGUACGCAAGGAAGACAUGACCUACGCCAUCCGUAAAUUGGAUAACACCAAGUUUUGCUCCCAUGAGGGUGAGACGCCCUACAUUCCCCGACGCUCCCGCUCUCGCUCUCGCACCUAG
Pundamilia nyererei is the source of this 507-nucleotide messenger RNA. RefSeq names its product serine/arginine-rich splicing factor 1B-like. The record is from RefSeq and is a predicted model, not a curated record. Gene Ontology annotation, cellular component: cytoplasm; nucleus. Gene Ontology annotation, molecular function: mRNA binding. The transcript is spliced from 4 exons. NCBI's taxonomy places the organism in Eukaryota, Metazoa, Chordata, Actinopteri, Cichliformes, Cichlidae. The coding region runs from base 1 to 507 and encodes 168 amino acids.